GAACAGGAAGUAGUUUACUUCCUAGCCAUCAAAAUGGAACCAGUUGUACUGAAGUAGCUUGUUUUAGUACACAAAUCAACAUACGUUUUCCGAAAUGGCUGUUUUCUGCAUCUUUUGAGUUUAUUUUAAUAGCGAACUGCUCAUUUUAGAGCUAAAGUUAAGAAAGAAGUGCGUAUUGAGAAGAGACGUGAGAUUUGGUGAACUUCAGUGACAGAAACAAGGAAUAUCCUCGCAGCUAAGGUUCGUUUAGAUAGUUAGCUUACUCCUGACCUGACGUCCCUCUGCGAUAAAACACCUCGUAGUUUAGAUUCUCCGCUUAAAGUUUAGACCAGGCACCAGCAAAAUGCAUCGGAGAGGUGUGGGCGCGGGAGCUAUUGCCAAAAAGAAGCUCGCAGAGGCCAAAUAUAAAGAAAGAGGAACCGUUAUUGCAGAGGACCAGAUUGUCCAAAUGUCCAAGCAGCUGGAGACAUUCAAGUCCAACCUGGAGGAGUUUGCCAGCAAGCAUAAACAGGAAAUCAGGAAGAACCCACAGUUCAGGGUUCAGUUUCAGGAAAUGUGUGCCACCAUUGGAGUCGACCCACUUGCCUCUGGCAAAGGUUUUUGGUCUGAGAUGCUCGGCGUGGGUGACUUCUAUUAUGAGCUCGGUGUACAGAUUAUUGAAGUGUGUCUGGCCCUGAAACACAGAAACGGAGGACUCAUUACGUUGGAUGAGCUCCAUCAGAGAGUACUGAAGGGACGAGGAAAAUACGCUCAGGAUGUGAGCCAAGACGACCUGAUGAGAGCCAUAAAGAAACUGAAGGUGAUGGGGAACGGCUUUGGGAUGAUUCCUGUUGGUGGGUCUUACUUGGUCCAGUCGGUCCCAGCAGAGCUCAAUAUGGAUCACACUGUGGUUCUCCAGCUGGCCGAGAAAAAGGGCUUCGUGACCGUGAGUGAGAUCAAGGACAGUCUGAAGUGGGAAAAGGAACGAGCUUGUCACGUCCUGGACCACCUGCUGAAGGAAGGCCUGGCUUGGCUGGACUCCCAGGCAGCCGGAGAGGCGCAGUACUGGCUGCCUGCUCUCUUCUCUGAGCUGACCUCCCGUGAUGUCACACCAGAGGAGGCCAAUCAGAUGACUCCUUAAGGCGUGGACACAGCCUGAGAGACUUGGUAAACAGAAUGUGCCUGGUGACCUGAAGGCUCAUUUGAAUCGGCUGGCCGCCUGGUUGGUCGGUUGGUUGGGUGGGUGGACCCCCUCUGAGAUUAUUUUCUGGACACAAGGAGGGAAAACUUUCCCCAUCGGCUCCUCACUGACUUCUAUGCAACAAGAACAUUGUUGUUCCACUACACUGCACAGCUUCAGUGUGCGAUCUUCUGGUGUCAGUUUGUGGGUGUGUGGACAGACUGUAAAUAUUAAAUGUUUCACAUAUAAACAAUAACUUUUAAUUAAAUGA
Scatophagus argus is the source of this 1430-nucleotide messenger RNA. It is a transcript of the gene snf8, whose product is annotated as SNF8 subunit of ESCRT-II. Lineage: Eukaryota; Metazoa; Chordata; Actinopteri; Scatophagidae. The transcript is spliced from 8 exons. Gene Ontology annotation, cellular component: ESCRT II complex. Gene Ontology annotation, biological process: protein transport to vacuole involved in ubiquitin-dependent protein catabolic process via the multivesicular body sorting pathway. The coding region runs from base 344 to 1120 and encodes 258 amino acids. The record is from RefSeq and is a predicted model, not a curated record.